Gossypium arboreum is the source of this 831-nucleotide messenger RNA. RefSeq lists its product as uncharacterized. NCBI's taxonomy places the organism in Eukaryota, Viridiplantae, Streptophyta, Magnoliopsida, Malvales, Malvaceae. The record is from RefSeq and is a predicted model, not a curated record. The transcript has 2 exons. Bases 1 to 831 code for a protein of 276 amino acids.
AUGGUUAGGGUGAAUAAGCUAUUCAGAGACGUGCCCCUAGAGGCCCAAGGGGUUGUCUUUCUGGUGGAUUUGAUGGAACUGUCGUUUGGAGAAUUUGAUAUUAUAUUGGGCAUGGAUUGGCUAGGGAAACGCCGUGCGAAAUUUGAUUGCACUAGUAAGCAUAUGGUGUUGAGGUCUACUGAGGCUGAGGAGGUGACUGUGAUAGGGGAGCGAAGACAUUAUAUGUCUAACGUAAUUUUAAUGUUAAGGGCUGAGAAACUGGUUCGCAAGGGUUGCGAGACGUUUUUAGCUUAUGUCAGCAUUUCUAAUUCUAAAGGUCCUUUUGUUGGAUAUGUCAGAACUGUUAAGGAGUUUCUGGAUGUAUUUCCUGAAGAGCUUCCUGGGUUGCCUCCAAACUAUGAGGUUGAAUUCGGUAUUGAGCUCCUACCUGGAAUAGCUCUGGUGUCCAUCGCCCCUUAUAAGAUAGCACCGAAGGAACUGUUACUGCGUAAAAGGGUACCGUUUAAUUGGACUGAUAAGCAGCAGGAGAGUUUUGAGAAACUAAAGAAAGUUCUGACCGAGGCUCCUGUUUUAAUACAACUAGAGUCUGGGAAGGAAUUCACUGUCUACAGUGAUGCGUCGCACAUUAGAUUGGCUAAUGUGUUGAUGCAAGAGGGUAAAAUGGUUGCUUACGCGUUUUGUCAGCUUAAGCCUUACAAGGCGAAUUACCCCACUCAUGACUUGGAGUUAGCUGCAGUGGUUUUUGCACUGAAGAUCUGGAGGCAUUACUUAUACGACAAGAAGUUUAUUAUUUACACAGAUCAAAAAAGCCUCAAGUACCUACUUACUUAG